Ctenocephalides felis (cat flea) is the source of this 10514-nucleotide messenger RNA. Its product is annotated as F-actin-monooxygenase Mical-like. The transcript has 33 exons. The record is from RefSeq and is a predicted model, not a curated record. Gene Ontology annotation, molecular function: protein binding. NCBI's taxonomy places the organism in Eukaryota, Metazoa, Arthropoda, Insecta, Siphonaptera, Pulicidae.
GGUGUGGUCGUGUUGUUGGUUAAAAUGUGCUGGAUUUUUUACUUGUUAUCUAUAAUUGUGUAAAAUAAUAGAAAUUCUUCUGCUUUAUGUAAUGAAUGUGUUUUAUCAGUAGUAUUAUUUUUGUGUUUGGUGCAAAGUAUAAUUCGCAUUCAAGAAAUUAUUAAUGAAAAGUGAUAGCUGAGAUUGGUGUUCAUUAUGAGUUAUAAAGUUUUAUUUUGGUGUUCAUAAUUUUAUUUUGAUUGGAUAUCUGGAGAUCAUUUGAUUGCGAACGUCUUGCUAAUAAAAAGAAGACCGAAAUGCUUAUACGAAUACUAAAACUUUCGCAAUAAAACGGGAAUUAUAAGCGGAGCACAUCAUGGCAGACCGAGGCAUUCGAUCGCCCUCGGCGGCCGCACAACAAGAGGCCGCCUUGGCUUCGGCGAUUUUCGACCAUUUUUGUGCGGCACCUACCCUCAAACUCGCCCUGGGCUAUCAUCGAAAUCUAUGCGAAACCCUGCAUCUGAAACCAACCCGUCUUCCAGAUUAUUAUCCUAAAUUAAAGGCAAAACUCUCUAAAUCUUGGAAAGCUCAAGCUCUGUUUAAAAAAUUUGAUGCUCGUGCUGCACACAAAUGCUACCAGAGAGGUGAAGCGACACCUCACACCAGGGUGCUGAUUAUUGGUGCAGGACCUUGCGGUCUUAGAGCGGCGAUCGAAGCUCAACUUUUGGGUGCCAAAGUGGUCGUGGUCGAAAAGCGAGAUCGAAUGUCCAGGAACAAUGUGCUUCAUUUGUGGCCUUUUGUGAUUCAUGAUCUACGAGCUCUCGGUGCAAAGAAAUUCUUUGGAAAAUUUUGUGCUGGUGCUAUUGACCACAUCAGUAUUAGGCAGCUGCAAAUUAUUCUCCUCAAAGUAGCUUUGUUGCUGGGAGUGGAAAUUCAUGAAGGUGUAGCAUUUGAGCAUCUUGUGGAACCCUCUGAUGGGAUGGGUUGGCGUUGCCGAACUACACCAGCUGAGCAUCCAGUUUCGCAAUAUGAAUUUGACGUGUUACUGGGUGCAGAUGGUAAACGAAAUACAUUAGAAGGAUUUAAAAGAAAAGAAUUUCGUGGAAAAUUAGCCAUAGCCAUCACUGCGAAUUUUAUUAACAAACGCUCUGAAGCUGAAGCAAAGGUAGAGGAAAUAAGUGGAGUUGCAUUUAUAUUCAACCAAAAAUUCUUCAAAGAUUUAUAUGCGGAGACGGGAAUUGAUUUAGAGAAUAUAGUAUACUACAAGGAUGAUACUCAUUACUUCGUGAUGACGGCGAAGAAGCAUAGUCUUUUGGACAAAGGCGUUAUUAUUCAGGAUUAUGCAGAUACGGCAAGACUUCUGGCGCUGGAAAAUGUGGAUCGUGAUGCUCUCAUGAUGUACGCAAGAGAAGCAGCAGAAUUUUCCACCGAGUAUCAAAUGCCUGGAAUGGAAUUUGCCGUCAAUCAUUAUGGGAAACCUGACGUAGCUAUGUUUGAUUUUACUUCUAUGUACGCGGCCGAGAAUGCGAGCAGAGUUCUGCAUAGAAAUGGCCAUCGGUUGCUGAUGUGCCUGGUCGGAGACAGUUUACUUGAGCCGUUUUGGCCAACUGGUUCAGGUUGUGCUCGCGGCUUCUUAUCAGCUUUGGACGCCUGUUGGGCAAUAAAACGAUGGGGAGCAGGCCAAAAUCCAUUAGACGUAGUUGCUGAGAGAGAAAGUGUAUAUAGGCUUUUAGGUCACUCAACUCCUGAAAAUUUGCAGCGGGACUGCUCUAGUUAUACGUUAGAUCCUAGUACCAGAUACCAAAACUUAAAUAAAUCUUCGGUUUUAUCACACCAGGUGAAAUCUCUUGUUACCACGGAUGAUCCGUCAAUUUUAGAAGUAAAAUCCUCACCUAUUGUACCAGAUAUAUCUGACAUGCCCAGAAAACGAAGGAGAAGAGAUAACAAAGUAUUACCUGAGACCCUUCUUCACUGGAUUAACUUCCAAAUAGCCCCUUACGACUUGCAGAUAGACAAUAUAUUACAAUUAUUAGACAAUGGUUUAGUUUUAUGUGCAGUUUUACAUCGAUAUCGUCCUGAUCUAAUCAAUUAUACAGAACGGUUGGCAAAAACUUGCACGGAAAAUAAUCGACAUGCUAUCAAAAUAAUGGAGCAAGAAUUAGGUAUACCAAGUACCCUUUACGCAAAAGGCGAUAAUCCCGAUGAAGCGGAUUUAGUGAAUUACAUCACACAAAUUUACUACACGUUUAGAGGAGAAAUACCACACAUAAAACAUCCCAAACUGGAAAUGCCUGAGAAAAGGGCUGACGUCAAUCCAACAGCAGCAUUCUCUAGAAUUGCAAAAUUUGGAGCUGAAAAAAAGGUAGACAAUGGAACGCCAGCAUUAUCUUCUCAAACUCAUAAGCGCCGAUCAAGAGCAUCCAAUGAAGGAACCUCAAUUGGAGAUAAAGCCAGGAUAGAUGUUUUAAAACGGCCCAGGAAAAGGCGUAGUGAUCGUUUUGGUGGUUUUUCAGUGGAGGAAAGACAGCAACGUCUUCUAGAAAUUGCUGCAAAUCGAGAAGAACGUAUGAGCAAACGCAGGGCAAACCGAAAACUGCAAACUCAGAAUUUCAUAAAAAGCAUCCAGAUGUUGGCUGCCAAUGAUAAAAGUAAUUCGGAUACACCUUUCGAAGACUACUCAAUUUAUCUUUACAGACAGACAGCUCCUGAAUUUGAAGAUAGAGUCAAAGAGUUGGAAAGAAAAUUAUUGUAUCCCGACCGCGAACGAGGUAUAGGACUCCCCGCAGGAUCUCGUGGACCGUUGGACGAAGAUUUUUCUAACAGAAUUAAAAAUUAUGAACAGCAAUUGAAAUUCAUCAGCUCUAAUGAGAAAAAGCCCAAAGAUUUGUUGAGAGCCAUAGGAAAGAUUGAAAGUUCUGAUUGGAACAUAAAAGAAAUUGAAAAGAAAAUAGAAGAAAGCAAAAAGGCUCCUGUGUCUUCGGUUAAUCGUGAGAAAGUGCCAAAAUGGAGCAGGGAACAGUUUUUAGCGCGACAGAACAAGAUGGCAUCUAAGGGCAUGGGACUGGAAAGGCAGGACUCAAGUGGUGGAAAAUUCAAGGAAAUCGAUUACAAAUUGAAGGAAAUCGACCGUCAAUUGAAAGAACCAGCACUUGUAGCCUUGACGAAACAUGACGUUCGAAAAGUUGCAAACUUAGCUGGUAAUUUUACCAAAGAUAAGACUGAAGACAGCCAAAGCCGCACAGUGGACAAACCAGCACCAGCGAACACAAAAAUCACAUCAGUGUUGGCCAGUCAGAAGAAUUCCGAUUUAUGCCAUUUCUGCGGAAAACGAGUCUACUUAAUGGAGAGGCAGUGUGCUGAAGGUUUAACCUUCCACAGGGCCUGCCUGAGAUGCACCCACUGCGGCACCCAUUUGAGAUUGGGCGCCUGUUCGUUUGAUAGAGAUGGAAAAGUAUAUUGCGUCCAACACGUUGGCAUGCCCGGUAAACAGAUUGUUAAGAAACCAAAGGUAAGUAAAUGAUAAUCUAAAAUAUAAUGUCUCAAAUUAACCUUAACCUCUUCUAUUAAUUACUUUUAGGACGCUCAGCCAGUCAGAAAAGACCCUCACACUCCAGAAAAAGUUCAAGGCUUCAUUCCAGGAUUGGAUCUUAUAGAUAGAGGACAAACACCAGAACGUAUCGAAUAUGAAAUAGAUAGGCCACAUGUAGAAACCGAAGAUGAUCACUCACUUAGUCCAAUGGACGAAGAUGAAUGGACCGAUCGAAACUUUGGAGCAUCAACUGUUGAAAAUUUAUCCAGUGACGAAAACGAAAGCGAUUCCGACAUAUCAUCAGACUCUUCCGAAUCUGAUGAUGAUUACUCAGAAGCUCUCGACAACUUGGACCCUCUGCAGCUUUCCAAUCGCAAGUACAGGAAUAAUGACGAUGCUUUGUAUGAAGAAAGUCCAAGUGAUGAAUUUUACCACGAAUAUAGUGAUGAAGAUUCUGACGACAACGACACUCAAACAGAUGGAGAAGAAGAUGCCAAAGCUCGUGAGUUACGAAGAAUGGAAAUACCACUUAAUCAACAGCCACCGAAGAAUGUUUAUUCAAAUACAGAGGUACAAUCAACGAAUAUGCAAUCGCUUCUGGGUGAUGAAACAGACGUAGUAAAUAAUAAAAGUGAUGAAAAUUUUACAAACCCCGUAGCUCAAAUCAAUGUCAUACCUGACAUAUUAAUAAAUAAUAAAAACGUGUCUAAAAGCAGCAUACGUGAUAUGAAUAACGCAUCGCGAGAACUAAAUUUUGAUGAUUUAAUUAAUUCUGAUGAAAAAAUAUUCAAUAACGAUGAUGUUAAGACGGAGGAAAAUCCACCUUCUGUUAACGUUAAUGUUAAUUCAAAUAUUAAUUCCCAAUUUGAUUUAUCUGAUGUUAAAUUGCGUAAAAAACCGGAACCUGUGGUUUCUGAUAUAGAAUUGUUCGAUGAAAACGAUUUGGCUAAACAGCGCAUUUCAGAUACGUAUGAUGAACUUUUUGAAAAAAUAAUUGAAGAUGAAAAUAUUGAUUUGGAUACUCCAGAUCCUCUUAAAGUUAUCGAAACACAAAACUUUAAGGAUACAGUUGACGUGAUAAAAUCAUAUCUUACUGUUCCUAAGGUAUCAACAGUUACUACUAACAAAAAUCUGUCUAAAUAUUUUCCGCAAAAUGCUCCUGCAAAGCAAGAGAAAAAACCCUUAAAGUCUAAUAAAAGUAUAAAGGAAGUAGAUUUAUCAAAAUAUUUUGGAGUUAAGAAACCUAUCCCGAUAAAAAAUAAACAAAAUUCAAAAGAAGAUUUCAAAUCUUCAACUCCACCAUUAGUUACUUCCGAGAAAGAUAUGAAUGGUUUCGACGAAGGUGCUUUCCUUUCCCAUGAGGAUAAAAGUGAUGAUAAAUCUUCUACGACAAUAAUCAAAAGCGCGAUUUUACCAGAUAUUUCUAAAGUAGAAACUGUAAUUAUACCCCCGAAAAAAGAUUUUGAUAAAUCUGAUGAUGUAGCUUUAGGCAUAGACCAAAUAAAUCUAAACUCAACUGAAUCCACAAAUAUGUCACCUGUCGCGCCAAGAAAACCUUUACGGAAAAAAUCAUCGAUUGAUAAUCCUAAAUACUUAAGUACACCUGAAAUAAAUAACUCUGUACCUCCCGAUGAUUUUAUACCCGUUAAGCCAAAUCGUUUAAAAAGGUCUUUGCAAAGUGUAAAAAACAAAUUGAAAAAUGACGCACCUCAGGUGCCCCCUCAGAGGCCACAACGUGCUAAAUCUUUAUUGCAAUUGCCUCAAGACGAUAAAUUCCAGGCAUCCACGGAAGAUACUUCAUCAUCAUCCAGCAGCAACGACGAUAUCCAAAAUUCAGCCACUGAAAUAUCUACAGACAGUGAAUUCGAACAUGAUGGUCUGACCAAUGUCCGUGAAGUGCCAUCGAUAUUGAUUGAUGAUACCCAUGUAACAAAAACUAGAGGCUCUUCAUUCUAUCAACCCACAAAAAUGCAUGUUAAGACAACUGAAAUGCGACGCAUGAAUGGCAAACGUGAGAAUUUAUUGUUGGCAAAAUCGAAGAAGGAAUCAGAAGAUGGUAUUGAAUUAGAUAUAAGGCCUAUAGUGGAGUUUGAUAAAGAAAUCAUAAGCAAAAUCAGUUCAAGUAAAGAAAAUUCACGAGCGACUCCAUUAGUUAAUCCAAGACCUGGUGAUUAUUUACUUAAACACACUCAGAGUACGAGUGGUAUUGCAUCGAAAACAUCUUUAGAACUUAAAAAACGUUAUCUUCUUGGUGGUGAAAGCGUGGGAAGUGGUAUUAUGAAGUCUGGUUCGGCAUCUGCUUUGGAUUCUAAAUUUAAAUCCUUCCACAGCAAUAUAUCCGAAUACCAAAAACUACUUAAUCCUGCUUCAGAUUUGAAUUCUCAAAAACUCGUAAACGCCGUACAACAAUCACAAACUGUUGGAUUUUUUAAGACCACCCCACCCACUUCAAGUUUGGAACAUCAAAAUUCUGAUAAAACUAAUAUUAAAUUGGAUAUAAUAGACUUAAAAAGUGUACCAAAAAUAAAUAAGCCUGAUAUUAUAGAUCUUAAUAUGAGUAAAGGCCCAGAGUUGAAGGAUUAUAAAGAUCCAGGAAACCAGAAACAAAAUGGAGAACCAGGGCAUUUAAAUUUAGAUCAAUCGCCAACUAGCAACAGUAGAGACAUUACACCCACGAAUGAAAAUCCAAAUUUUGAUAUUAACAAACAGUACUAUAACUCAGACAAUGACUGCAGGUGCAGGAGUCCAGCACACGAAACUUCUAUUGUUGUUCCAGAAAUAACGUGGAAUAACAAGAAAGAUGAAGAAAAAGCAGGUACAGAUCUGGAAACUGACUCCUUGUCUAGCACAUCUGAUGAUAGUUCCACAGAACAUUUAGAAAAUCAGUAUAAUCAACUUGUUAGCAGAAGUCCUUCUCCAGAGAUGAUAAGCAUAGCAAAUAAAUUUGUUCCACAGAUUGAAGUUACUGGUACAGGCGGUGAGCUGAUGCAAAUGGAUAGUCUUAUGAUAAUAGAUGGCAAAUAUGUUGGCGACCCGGAUGAUGUUACUAAUUUACAUGAACAUGAAACUGUUGAAGAAAAGAAAUCAGUUGAAAUUAAACCAAUUCAACCUUCAACCCAAAUAACAUCACAAUAUACAUCUUCUGCUCCAGCAGCCUAUAAUUAUAAGGGAUUUAACAUCACAGAAAGUAAUAACCAAAAUACAUCAAUAAAUUACACCAAAGAUCCAAUAAGAAAUUCUGACUAUCACAGUGAUUCAGAUUCUGCUAAUGAAAUCACUGCUGCUUUGACUGAAACUGAACUAUCAGAUUGGGCAGUCGACGAUGCGGUGUCGGAGAAUAUAGUCGAUGUAGAAUAUAGCAUAAAUCCUGAAUUUUUAAAUUCUUUAAAACACAAGAAACCUAAAACUUUAAGGAAUGCCGGAAAGUGGAGGAAAGACUCUACAGCUUUGAUUGCCAAAGUAGAAGACUUCGAUGACUUAGGCAUUACUCACGUUUGCGGAAAAGAUAGAGACAAAAUUGCGCACCAGGAUGCUGUUGUGCCUACAAGUAUUCUUCAAAAUCCAGAUAUUGAUAAUAUAGAAUUUAUGGAUUCUGGAUCUGAAGAUAGUUGUAUUGAAAAAGUACCAUCGUCUGCCAACUCUGGUAUAUUGCAAAACAGAGGUUAUGUCCAGUUUGUUGACAAUGACUUAUCAAAAAUAUCAGAUUUAUCGCAAAACAAUACCCAAACAGCAACUAAUGGAGUUAUUCAGUCAUUCAACCGUGAUAUAAUUGAUAAUUCGCGGAAGGAUAUUGAUUAUAUUGAACAAGGAGCUUGUGUUUUGGAUAAUGAUAUUAAGAAAAUUCAUGAAAAUAAUAGUAAACGAAUAAAUAUUGAAUCGAGUAAGAAGGAAUUACCAAAUCUUGUUUCUAUUGUGCAAAAACCCAUAAUAGAAAACAAGAUAGAUGAAAAACUAGAAAAAUCAUUGAAUGACUCUGAGCAUGAAAAAGAACAGGAAAGAGAUUUUGAUCACGAUGAUGAUAGUUUGGUUUUAGCUGAAUCUGCAGCUGAUACUACAACUAGUGAUUUACUUACCGUAGUAAGCACACCCAUGGAAACUCCUACAAAUCCAGAAAAAACUUGGACUAAUGAUGUUAUUGUAAAAGAUAAAUCUGAUAAUUCAAUUGAUUUUUCAUUAAAUAAGCAAAUACAAAUGAAUUCUAACAAUAACAAUGAAAGGAAAAAUGCUACUAAUGAACAAUUUGCUCCAACUUGGAAGACUGAAGAAAAUUCUAAAGCUUAUGAUGAUUAUAUUAAAUCUUUAAAGGAAAGAGUUGCUGGUUUUGGAAAUGUGCGUGAUUCUAUCGAUAUUAGGAAAUCUAGACGAAAAUCUAAGUCGAAUAUCAAUAUGACAGAUAACUUAAACGAGGCAGAGGAAGUUCCAAACAGUUCAUCCAAAGUUUCAGCCCUUUUGAAUAACAAAAAUUUGAGUCUUUCUCAAAAUAAAACUUUUGUUUCUAUUGAUAAUAAUUUCAACUCUCCAGCAACUUCUAGGAAAUUAGAAGAAAUUACAAAAGAAAGGGUUAAACAAAAAGAUAUAAUCCAUGAUUUAGUUAUGGAUAAACUGCAGAAUAAGAAAAUGCUUAAUGCAGAAAAACGCUUAAAUAGAAGCAGAACAAGAUCAUCAUUUAGCCCUGGAAGUGGCUUGGCAAAACCUGAACCAGUUGUCAAUUCGGCAUUUAAAAAGUCUUUGGAAAAUAUUGAAGCUAAAUAUAAAAUAGAUAAAGAGAACACAUGUGAUAAACCCAUAACAAAUAAUCAAAAACCGCCUUUAUAUAGUUUACAAAAAUCACCAACAGAUUCAUCAAUAAUGAGGCCUUCAAACACUGGAUCAACCUUGUACCAGCUUAGUAGUUUAAAUUCUCCAAUGAAACAUCUUUGCGGAUUACAACACGCUUAUCCGUCAACUAUAGAACCUGAUUCACUGGUUCUAAAUGAAAAAGCAACCAGCACGCCUUUAACUUCCUUCAAGAAGUUGUCCCAAUAUAAAUCACUCAGGCCAAUAUCUAUGCAUAGUUCUUUUAAAUUAAAAUCAACUCCUAGCAAAGAUGUAUUAAGCUCGUCAUUACCAGAUACGCCUAUGACGAAUCCAGAAGCUUUUUCGAUGCCAGACAUAACAAAGAAAUUGUCUGAAGAUUCAUUCCGUACACCAGUUGCACCUCCCAGAUUGAAACGAGAAGAUGAGACUAGGAGAACAGCGGAAAGGCUGCGACAAGAGGCAAAGCUAAGAGCUCAUAUGAAGAGUAAUGAGGAUUUAGGAUUAAGUCCUGAAGAUAAAUAUCAAAUGUUGAAGCAGAAAAUAAAUAAAAAGCAAGCAGAGAGUAGCGAGCACGCUGACAGUAGUUCAGGAAAAACGGAAUACGUAAUUACGACGUACAAGCCUUUAAAUGAUCACCAAAAUUUUGCUGAGAAUUUGAGGCCCAGAACAAAAUCAUUCCAUGACAUGAAUAGACCUAGUUCGACUUCCACAGUGUAUAGUAAUUAUUCUCAAGAUUCAGCUAAAGAUAAGUCCAUAGAAUCUUCCACGAAAAGUAGUGGUUUUUGCACAUCUGACCCUAACAUGUCAUGUGAUUCACCAAAAAGUGACUCUGGUAGGAAGGUUAAGACGAAAGAUAGGGAAAGAAGGAAGAGCAUUAUUCAGGCUGUGUCAGAUUUCUUCCAUAAACGAAUAUCGCAUUCAAAUCCUACAUCACCUAUUAAAGAUGGCAAGGCGCAGGGUAUAUACUCAUCACAAAAAUCUAAGGAUAAAUCUAAGUCCUGCUUUGAUAUGGAUCACCUAAACAGUUUUGAAAAUUACAAUACGGAAAAUGUCUUGCCAUAUCGCUGUCAGUCCGAGAAGAACCUCAUUGCGUCCAGGACCGUCCAGGAUGAACAACCGCCGCCUAUACCACCACCGCCGUUGAACUAUGCGCCACCGGAUUUUUUACAUCACGUAUCAGAUGGUAGUCAAUCUGAAGAUCUGGAUGGAAGAGGGAUUUCUUUAGAAACUUUAGACUACACAAAUAGUUCUUACAAUUUGGAUGGAACGAAUCCUUCAUCUACUGAGCCAAAACGAAGGCGCAGUCAAAGAGCCAUCAGGAAAGCCGAGUUGAAAAGAUUCAGGAGAGCUCAAGAAAAUCAAAGACAGAGAGAAGAGACUGAAGUUAAGCAAAGAGAGUUAGAAGCCAAAGGCGUUGCCAUAGAAAAAGCUUUAAGGGGCGAAGGAACUGAAAAUACACAACUAGAUGAGCAACUUUUUGCCUCCUGGAUGCAAUUGCGAAGGGAGCAGCAAAAAUUACAUGUAUACGAUCAGAUGUUGUCAAUUCAAGCGAGGGAGCUCCAAUUGGAGGAUCGACAUGCCAGAUUACAGAACGAAUUGCGGGAAAGGUUAUCGCAGGACGAUUCCACUAAAACAACUGAAGAUGCAAAUCGUGAGAGUCAAAUACUGCAAGAAAUGUUAGAGAUUGUUAAAAUGCAUGAUUCUUUAGUGCUUGAACGAGACAGGCUCAGGAGUACUGAUACCCCAACAUCAAAUGUACAAGAGGUACCGAUUGAUGAAACCAGAUGAGAUUGCAAGUUGUAUUUGAAGCACUGUAUGCAAGAGGUGCUCCAAUAUCUCCUGAAUCUUUUACAACCAAUAUGAGGUGAUUAUUUUCUGAUGACGGUUGAUGGUCAAUGAAAUAGGUUUUAUUCUGGGGCAUGACAUUUUAUUAAAAUGAUCAAAUAAUAUUAUAACAUCACAUUUAUUACAAAAACAUCAUGUUACCACAUACACAGGUUUAAGGUAAAUGUUUCCAAUUUGCGAUAUGUUAUUGAAAUUCUAUUUUGUAUGCGCUGCUUAAACCCAUUUUAAAAUAUUUUAGUGCUACUUCUGCCUUUAGAUAUGUAACGUAUUUUUAUAUUAUAUAUUUACCGACUAUGAAAGAAUAUGAUAGUCAUAAUGUUAUUAUUAAGGUUUUAUUAUAUAAUCAAAUGAGUCAUAAUUCUAA